UCAGCUCUCGCUUUGAUGCAGCUUCCAUUUGGAUGCCUCCAGAGUCUGCCCUGUGACCCUGAGACCUCAGCUGGAUGCUUUUCUACUCCCUCCCGCCUUACCUCAGCACCUGGGGGCAUCUCUUUCAAAAUCAUCUGCCGUUUGAGCUCUGCCGCCUGACAGAUGCAGGGGCUUUAAUCCAGGAUGAACGAAUGCUACUAUGAUAAGCGCAUGGACUUCUUCUAUAACAAGACAAACACUGACACAGUAGAUGAGUGGACAGGGCCAAAGCUUAUUGUCGUUUUGUGUUUUGGGACAUUUUUCUGCCUCUUCAUUUUCAUUUCAAAUUCAUUGGUCAUAGCAGCUGUGGUCAAGAACAAGAGGUUUCAUUUUCCCUUUUACUAUCUCCUGGCCAACUUAGCUGCUGCAGACUUUUUUGCUGGAAUUGCCUACGUCUUCCUGAUGUUCAACACUGGCCCAGUGUCUAAGACAUUAACUGUUAACCGCUGGUUUUUGCGCCAGGGUCUCCUGGAUACCAGCCUGACAGCUUCCCUGGUGAAUCUCCUGGUCAUAGCUGUUGAGCGGCACAUGUCGAUAAUGCGGAUGAAGAUCCACAGUAACCUCACAAAGAAGAGAGUCACCUUUUUAAUUAUAUCAAUUUGGGCCAUUGCUAUUUUCAUGGGUGCUGUUCCUACCCUGGGUUGGAACUGCCUCUGUGACAUUACCGCCUGCUCAUCCCUGGCGCCUAUUUACAGCAGAAGUUACCUGGUCUUCUGGAGCGUCUUAAACCUAGUCGUCUUCUUCAUUAUGGUGGUGGUUUACAUAAGAAUCUACAUGUACGUCCAGAGGAAAACUAAUGUCCUGUCAUCGCACACUAGCGGAUCCAUUAGCCGUAGGAGAACCCCUGUGAAGCUUAUGAAGACUGUCAUGACACUCUUAGGUGCCUUUGUUGUCUGCUGGACCCCUGGCCUGGUCGUCUUACUGCUCGAUGGUCUGAACUGCACCUACUGUGGGAUUCAAAAUGUUAAAAGGUGGUUUCUUCUCCUGGCCCUGUUGAACUCUGUCAUGAAUCCAAUAAUUUAUUCAUACAAAGAUGAUGAGAUGUGGGGUACCAUGAAAAGGAUGAUUUGCUGCUCCUCUGAGGAUAAGAGCCAGGACAGACGCUCAUCACGGAUCCCCUCGACAGUUCCCUGCAGGAGCACGGAUACCUCAGGGCACUACAUUGAAGAUGGCAUUAUUCAAGGGACGAUUUGUGGAAAAGGAGAUCUUGGGGACAAAGGAAACUCCUGAGCUAUUCAAGGGACUGACUUGGCUGGAAAAGGAGAGGGGGAAGGGAGAGGUUUUGUAAGAGAAGAUUGACUGGCAAAGCUAGUAAACAAUAUAUCUACUUUGUUCCAGAGCCUAAACUCCAGUGUUAACAAAAGUUCUUAUAAAUAAUUGCCUGAUGGAAAAACACUUUGUGAUGAAGAAAACUUUCUGUGCUGCCGUCUUUCUCCUUUUUUUUUUUUUUUUUUCUUUUAAGUACAUGAAAUUGUUUAUUCGUGUGAAUGGA
Messenger RNA from Egretta garzetta (little egret), 1531 nucleotides. It is a transcript of the gene LPAR3, whose product is annotated as lysophosphatidic acid receptor 3. Gene Ontology annotation, molecular function: lysophosphatidic acid receptor activity. Gene Ontology annotation, biological process: G protein-coupled receptor signaling pathway. The coding region runs from base 184 to 1269 and encodes 361 amino acids. NCBI's taxonomy places the organism in Eukaryota, Metazoa, Chordata, Aves, Pelecaniformes, Ardeidae. The transcript has 3 exons. The record is from RefSeq and is a predicted model, not a curated record. Gene Ontology annotation, cellular component: membrane.